This is a messenger RNA of Sphenostylis stenocarpa, 426 nucleotides long. The record is from the annotation of a GenBank genome assembly. NCBI's taxonomy places the organism in Eukaryota, Viridiplantae, Streptophyta, Magnoliopsida, Fabales, Fabaceae.
AUGGUGUGGCCAUUGAAGGAGAGAAGGGGUCCAGCAUGGAAGCAAGGGUGGACGACAAACACUUUGUGCUCUCUGUCUGCGCCACCUUUGCAACUCCUCGCCGUAGUCGGCAUAGUCAUGUUUUUGCUAUUUGUUCCGUCUUACAUUAACUUCAAGUCCACCCUGCACACAGCCACAAUCAGCUUCCACGUGUUCCUCUUGCUGUUCCCCCUUUUGUUGAUUUUCGUUGCCUACACCAUCUCUAAAUAUGGACCACGCCUUCUGCUUCCGGCGCCGCCACCAUUCUUCGGUGGCAUACGAGUCAGAUCAGACGGUGGAGGGUUUCCCUGGGGCGUGGCGGCGUUGGUGGUGUUGCUCUUGGUUUUGGCCUCUUACCUUUCCAAUUUCAGGUCCAUGUGGUCGCCACUCAUUUGGACCCCCUACUAG